Diospyros lotus (date-plum) is the source of this 1003-nucleotide messenger RNA. RefSeq names its product protein DCL, chloroplastic-like. Gene Ontology annotation, biological process: chloroplast rRNA processing; chloroplast organization. The record is from RefSeq and is a predicted model, not a curated record. The annotation marks the transcript as partial. The transcript is spliced from 3 exons. NCBI's taxonomy places the organism in Eukaryota, Viridiplantae, Streptophyta, Magnoliopsida, Ericales, Ebenaceae. Gene Ontology annotation, cellular component: chloroplast.
CUAAUUGCAAAUUGCUACUUGCAUUGCAGAUAUGAGAGUGGUGAUAGAUUAAGUCCUGAGCAUGAGCAUACUAUCCUAGAGAGGUUGCUUCCAUAUCAUCCAGAGUGUGAAAAGAAGAUUGGAUGUGGAGUUGAUUACAUCACGAUCGGAUAUCAUCCUAACUUUGAAAGCUCGCGAUGUUUAUUCAUAGCCCGGGAAGAUGGGGAGCUGGUUGACUUUUCAUAUUGGAAAUGCAUAAAGGGUUUGAUCAGGAAAAAUUAUCCACUUUAUGCAGACAGCUUUAUUGUCAGGCAUUUCCGACGGCGGCCAAGUAGAGACUCAAGGGAGAUGGGAGGAAGGUAGAUGGUGACGACUAGCUUACGUGAUAGUGCGUCAUCAUCGUUAGAAGAAGAAGCGUGAUCGUGUGAAAUAGAUGAUGCUUUUUCUACUACGUGUCCAAACAAACUGCAAAGUGCUAAAAGUAGUUGGUGUCAGUUGGCCGGUUCUUUAAUGUGUGCUCCCCGCAUUAUUUUUGCUUUUGGGAUCUCAUAUCGGUGCCCUUUGGGAUCUCAUAUCGGUGCCCAACAGUCCCCCCCCCCGGAAAAAAAAAAAAAACAGCCUCAUCAUGCCACUAAAUAAAUUGAGAUUUCUUUUCUUUUAUAAUUAAAACACUAACUUUCCUAUUAUUUGAGAGUGCAUUUGAUAAGUUUAAGAGAUGUAGAUUAGGUGUUUCUACGAAACAUCAAUGAGAUCAUACAUCUAGGGAAGAUUGAUUUUUGACGACUAGCGUGAGUGCAUAUUUAUCAAAUUACAAGGACAGGGUUAGAAGCAAAGAAAUAAUGCAUAUACUAUAGAGAUAAUACAUUUAAUAAAACAGAGGUGUCAAGGGGUGAAAUAUACAUUUAAUAUGGUUCCUUAAAUAAUGGAGAAAUUGGAAUUGAUCAAAAACCUAACAGAUGCUGCUUUCUUUCUCUAGUUUGGAGCAACAUGGCUGCCAUUCAAAAAAAAAAAAAAAAAAAACCCU